AAAAGUUCUUGAAAACAUCUUUAAAUAAUUCUAAAAUACUUUAAUUAAAUAUAGUUAUUCUAAUGCUUGACAACAUAUAACCACUAAUGCUUUCUGUUGGAUUCAGGUGAGAAAUGUUUCGAUGUUGCUGCACCACGAGCGUUAUAUGUUGGCACGUUGGUUUUCCGGCGAUGCUCAAUCCUCUCUCAAUAGGAGGCCCGAUGUGUGGAAAACUCAGCUCCCUGAGUCUUCAACAAGAAGCAGUGUCUUUGAGCCGGUCGUCGACUUUACUAAGAGAAACAUCUCCAUGGCUAGCUAGUAUCAGAAGGGGUUCCAUCACCGGGUCUGGGUUCACCGGAGAGAUUUCACCAAGGUCAAAGGUGUUGUCAAGGAGAUGCUAUGCGUCAGCCUCAGGUGCAAUUGGCGCGUCCCCAAUGUCGUUUCGAUCUUUCCUCUUCCUCGCGCGCUUCACCAAACCGUACCACCGUCCUCAUCUGUCCAUGCGCCGUUCCCCACUCUCAUCUCUUCACGCGCCAUCCUGUUCUCCCCAUAUCGAUGAGCGCCUCGUCCUCGACCAAAUUUCCCACCUUUUUCCCAUUCCCUCUUCCAAAUCCCAAAACCCCGUUUCGAAACCCCUCGAAACGCCGCAACCAGAUGCGCAACCGGUGGAUGCGUUUUUGCCCGCCCAAGACAAACUGCGCGGAGUCUUCCUCCAGAAGCUAAAGGGCAAGGCUGCAAUUGAAACUGCUUUGUCCAAUGUUGGUGCUGACGUGGACGUUAGCGUUCUCGGUAAAGUACUCAACAAUGGGAACCUCAGUGGUGAAUCUAUGGUCAGGUUUUUCAACUGGGCAAUUAAACAACCAGGGGUACCCAAUGAUGUUGGUAGUUACCGUGUGAUUGUUAAGGCACUGGGAAGAAGAAAGUUUUUUGUGUUUAUGAUGGGUGUGUUGUGUGACAUGAGAAAACGUGGCAUUGAUGGUGAUUUGUUGAUGUUGUCUAUUGUUAUUGAUAGUUUUGUUAGGGCUGGUCAUGUGUCUAGGGCAAUUCAGAUCUUUGGGAGCUUGGAUGAUCUUGGGGUACGGCGUGACACCGAGGCUUUGAACGUGCUUUUGUCGUGUCUUUGUCAUCGUUCUCAUGUUGGUGCUGCCAAUUCUGUGUUGAAUUCGGUGAAGGGGAAGGUGUGUUUUGAUGUUGGUACAUACAAUGUGGUUGCUGGUGGGUGGUCUAAGAUUGGUAAGGUGGGUGAGGUUGAGAGGAUUAUGAGGGAAAUGGACACUGAUGGGGUUGCACCCGAUUGUAGGACGUUUGGAUUCCUUAUGGAGAGCUUGGGGAGGGUAGGUAGAAUGGAUGAAGCUGUUAAAGUUUUUUGUGCUAUGAAGGAGAAGAAUUGCCAACCAGAUACUGCUGCUUAUAAUGCAAUGAUUUUCAAUUUUUUGUCUGUUUGGGAUUUUGAGGAGUGCAUGAAGUAUUAUAAUAGGAUGUUGAGUGAUAACUGUGAACCUGAUCUUGAUACGUUUGAUAGAAUAAUUACUGCGUUUCUUAGAGUGAGGAAAGUGGCUGAUGCGCUUCAGAUGUUCGAUGAGAUGUUGAAGCGAGGUGUGGUGCCGUCUAUUGGGACCAUAACAACCUUUAUCAAACGAUUGUGCAGCUAUGGUCCACCUUAUGCUGCUUUGGUGAUAUACAAGAAGGCAAGAAAAUCAGGGUGUGUGAUAUCAAUGGAAGCUUAUAAGAUACUGCUUAUGCGGCUUUCUGAGGUAGGAAAAUGUGGAACAUUGUUGAGCAUAUGGAAGGAGAUGCAAGAAUGUGGGUACAGUUCAGAUUUGGAAGUUUAUGAGUAUAUCAUCAGUGGUCUUUGCAAUGUUGGACAACUAGAAAAUGCUGUUCUUGUUAUGGAGGAGGCUUUGGGCAAAAGGUUUUGCCCAAGGAGGCUAGUAUAUAGUAAACUGAGCAACAGGCUGCUUGCUACAAAGAAAACAGAGAUGGCUUACAAGCUGUUUCUGAAGAUCAAACAUACCCGUUCCCUUGAAAACGCAAGAAAAUAUUGGCGUGGUAAUGGUUGGCACUUUUGAACCAGAGGCAAAGGUUUCCAAACCAAGUGCCAACUCAUCUGGAGAUCGCCUAUUUGCUAGUCCUCUUGCUAGAAGUUGGCUGAAGAGAAAAAUGUCAGUCAUCAAUAACAAAUUAUACGGUUGAAGAUCUUUCAGAAUAGACAUAGAUAAUCUAUUUCCAUCACUGAUGUAGGUACCACUCUCUAGCAUUAAAGGAACAGGAAAUGAAGGAUUCAUUGUGAAGGCUGAUAUUGGAGAUUUCUUAGCUUCUGAUGCAGCUUCUAGUCAAGUUUCCGCACCCUCAAAGGCCAAGGGUGCAACAGAUGCAGCUCUGGAUUAUAUCAACAUUCCUGUCUCUCAGACACGGAAGAUACAAGCGUGAAUGGUUUUACAUAUGCCUAACAUAACUAGACUAAAUGAGAUGCCAUGCACUUGAUUCGUCGACACCACUCGCAUUCUCCACUGCCACGUCAACAUGGCCCGUGCUGCGUCUUCUCCGCCCGCUCUUUCCAUCGGAGACGACUACCGCAAAGAGGAGAGCAAGUGCGCUUACCUUGUGGUAGCUCUCUGCCCUUGUCUCGUUUACUUCAUGCUUCUCCUAAUUGCACUUUUCAUCAUUCUCGUUGUCAAAUUUCACUUCUUUUACCACACCCCUCUCCACUCCUUGCUUUUCAAAAAAAAGCUACUGAUUGCCCGUCUAGGCUCUUUUUCCGCCUUACCCCUUUCCCUUUUUCAUCAUGAAAAGUUUCAGUUUUUCAACAAUGGUAGGACAUUUUCUAGUGAUGCUGAUUCUGGGCUUGAGGAAGAUUAUGAUGGUAGAGGUGUCAGUGGUGAAUCUUGUGUAGAUCUUGAUGAGGUUCAUAGGGUAUGCAAGGUGAUUGACGAAUUGUUUGCGUUAGAUAGGAACAUGGAGGCGGUUCUUGAUGAAUGCGGGGAAGAGACCUGAGCGGGUUUGCUCAUGAUUCCAGAACUUAUAACUGAAUGAUGAGUGUUUGAGACAAUGGUGGCAUUGCUUGAGGAAAUGGGUGAGAAGGGUCUUUUGAUAAUGGAGACUUUCUCCAUUGCUAUUAAAGCCUUUGCUGAAGCAAAGCAAAGGAGGAAUGUGGGGAUCUUCGAUCUGAUGAAGAAACAUGGGUUUAAAGUGGGUGUUGAUGUGAUUAAUUUCUUUAGAAAGUCUUGGCACUGCAAUAAAGAAGCGCAAGCUGUUUUUGAGAAAUUGAGAGAUAGAUUUACACCCAAUUUGCAAACUUACACCAUACUUCUUAGUGGUUGGUGCAGGUUUUUAAUAAUAUGUUAAUAUGUAUUAAAAUUUUAAAUUAGAAAUAUGAUUAAUUAUUAUUUUAUUC
Messenger RNA from Vigna radiata var. radiata (mung bean), 3373 nucleotides. RefSeq names its product putative pentatricopeptide repeat-containing protein At5g43820. The transcript is spliced from 8 exons. NCBI's taxonomy places the organism in Eukaryota, Viridiplantae, Streptophyta, Magnoliopsida, Fabales, Fabaceae. The record is from RefSeq and is a predicted model, not a curated record. The coding region runs from base 114 to 2048 and encodes 644 amino acids. Gene Ontology annotation, molecular function: protein binding.